GAGUCUCGUCAUAUGACCCACGUCGCGCGGGGAGCGGGAGGCAGCAGCAGCAAGCAGGAGAACCGGGAGCAGCAGCAGCCGCCGGAUUCGGCCUCGAGGCGCCGUCGCGAGAAGGAGCGUCGGAGGCGAGGCGGGCGAGGGAAGGGAGACGAGAAGCGUCCUGGUUGCUGCCUCUGCCUGUGCCGCCGCCACCUGCACCCCCCCACCCCCAUCAUGCUGGCGCUGUUGUCUCGGCUGCUGGACUGGUUCCGGUCGCUGUUCUGGAAGGAGGAGAUGGAGCUGACGCUGGUCGGGCUGCAGUACUCGGGGAAGACCACCUUCGUCAACGUCAUCGCGGUGAGAUGCGUGAUUCCGCACCCCGGGGUGUCCCUACUUUGCCCCCUCCCGCCUCUCCUUUGAUACCCGCUUGAGCUGGAGAUGGGCGGCUGCUCUCGCUCCUCCCCUCCUUGGCCCCAGUCAAAUGCAUGCACAGUAAUUUUUCCACUAGUUGUAGAGUGGGGUUGUGUUUUUUUGGGGGGUGGGGUGGGAGAAGAGGAACACCAAAUUGUCAUUUUAAAGGCCCCGCCCUCGGCUUUCCCUCCGCCUCCUGCAGCCCGUUGAGUUCUGCCCCGUGCGGGGGUUAAAAGUCCCAGCACUUUGGGGGAGCAUGCGAGGAGAAAGGCCACGCCAACUCCUUAGGAUAGGGCAAAGGGGCUUUUCCCACUUUCUUUCCUGGGUGGGGUGGCGUUCAGACAUGCAGCUCGCUCACGUGUUCAGCGGUACAGCCAGGGGACAGGAGAAGAGUUUAGGUUAGGGACUUAGAAUUCUGCUGUUUCCCGGACCUCGGCGAGCCGUGGAGGUUGGGGUGGGGCUGAGCCAGGUGAUGCUUUCGCCCACUUGGUUGCCUCCAGACACUCAACUUGGAUGAAAGGAGUUCUGGAGGAGGGCUGGACUAGGGAAUGGUGGGUGUUACCCUGCCUUGCCCAGCCCAGUCAUGUCUUAGUCAGGUCUGAAGCUCUUUGCAUAGCAAGCCUUGUUUGGGAUGGGCAAAAGAAGCUGCAACUCUUCUCCCUGAAGCUGCUAUAAUCCUGACUCUCUGUGGGUGUGACUUUCCCAAAGGAGAACACUUUUCUCUCCCCAGUGCUUGUAGGUGCCAAGUGAUGUGGGAGGACCAAGGGCCUGCCUGGUUUUACCUGACUUUGCUUUGGUUUGGAGAUGACUUCCUGGGCCUUUCUCUCUCUGGAGGAAGUUAACAGUUGGGCGUGUUGCUCAAGAUUAGUAAUACAAGACCAGUGUGCACUCAAGAGUGGUCUUAAGGUGCCACAUAAGUUUAAGUAAGGAUGGGCCUAGCCAAUAUUUGGAGGCUAUCCAGAAACCCUAUGUAUGUCUGAGCUCUUCCAAGACAUUUAAAAUAUAAAUGUUAUCUAUUUUGUUUGAAGGUAUUUCUAGGGCACCUUUAAGGGUAAAAAAAACCUCGCUAAGAUGACUUAAACCAUCUGAAGGGCAACACUUAAGCAGUUUGUGGUAUACUUGAACAUAUAUAAUCUGAGGCCCUUCUCCAGGUACUUCCUCUGAAAGAAGUUUUGAAUGUGGUGGCACUGUCUUUUUGGCUGUGUCUAUGGAGGGCCCUCCCCAGCGAGGCCUGCUUGAUGCCAGUAUUAACAUCAUUUCGGUGCCAGGUUGACAUACCUCUUUUCCCAGACUUCAGAGGUUUCAGUCUUUCCUUUCUUUUUCUUUUGUUUGUAUUUUGGAGUAUCAUUUUACCAUCAGUUAAACCUGAUGAUGGUUUUUAAAUUGUUUAUGUAAGUUACUACUUUUAUUGGAUGACUACACGUACUUAAAGUAAUCCAUGUGAGUUUGAUUGAGUCUAGGAGCCCUGUAAUGACUGAUUAGGGUUAUGUUUCAUUAACCAGGGCAAGGGAUAUCUGUAGAAGGUCUUUCUUUUUUAUUUAUUGACACUAUUCUUAUAAGCAAAAAAGCUCACUUAGACUGCAUAGCCUGAACAGACUUGAUACACAAGAACACUUAUUUGCCUCAAGGUAUCUUAAUUAGCACAUAUUAUAGAUGAAUAUUGAUCUUUUUAACUGACGUUUCAUACUUGUAUUCUAGUUGUAAAGCAUCAUUUUCGCUUCCAGGGUUUUUGGUGUGUGUAUAUAUAUCUUUAUGCCAUCUGUACAUAUUGAUAGUUAUGGUAAAAUCGGGACCAAUCCAUUUGGAAUACUUUGCUCUGAAUAAAGGGGCUCGCUCUGUCUUGAGUUUGCCCUUUGGGGAGAGCAGAGUUGGGUGAAUUGCAUUCAGCUCAUUCUCCUGGUAGGUCAAAGUAGCUUUUCCCCCUUGGCGCAUUAACAAUAGGAGGGUGGGGUCAGGUUGCUGUUUGGGAUGGGGCAAGAAACCUUCCACAAUGGACUCAGCUGCAGAAUUUGCCUCUCGGGUUAGCCAUUAACUUGCUUAUCUAUGCUGAAGUUGCCUCAUAAAAAGCUUUGAUGAUGUCUUUCUAAAUGACUUGAUUGCAUCACUUCCAACAAACAAGAUGCUACAUUUUCUUGAUUGUUUUGUGCCUUUAUCAGGGGCAUGCAACAUUGUCUUGCUAGAGUAAAUCUAAAACAGUGCUCUUAUUUUGGGGGGCAAACUGGCCUCUACUUACUACACUUAAGAUCGUUUUGGCUUUGGUAGGUCUACUGCUACAGCAAGCUGCUUCUGUCAGUUCUGUAGGUUUUAAUGGUGGCAGUUUGUUGGAUAAAUUUAGUUCAUAAUUUGGUUCUAAAAGACAACAAAACAGCUUCCUUGCAGGCCUAGGAAAUGCUUUCUGGUCUACUGGCUUGGCAAACCAUUGGAAUGUAAUGUACUUUGCUUGUAGAUAUUUUUGUCCUGUUUGUUGCUUAGACCUUGCCUCAAACACAGUACAGUGGUGCCCCGCAAGACGAAUGCCUCGCAAGACGGAAAACCCGCUAGACGAAAGGGUUUUCCGUUUUUGAGUUGCUUCGCAGGACGAAUUUCCCUAUGGGCUUGCUCGCAAGACGAAAAUGUCUUGCGAGUCUUGAGAUUUUUUUUCGCUCCCCCCCCCUUUUCUACGCCGCUAAGCCGCUAAUAGCCUUUUAGCAGCUAAGCCGAUAAGCCUUUAAUAGCCGCUAAACCGCUAAUAGCGCUAAUCCGCUAAGCCGCUAAUAGGGUUGCUUCGCAAGACGAAAAAACCGCUAGACGAAGACACUCGCGGAACGGAUUAAUUUUGUCUUGCGAGGCACCACUGUAAUGAAACUUCUGAGGGGAUCUUGUAAAUGAGAUCUGAAACUGCUCACAUUUUUCUUUUCUAACAGUAGUGCUUAUGACAAAGAGUGAGCAAGGAAUAGUUUGGAAAAUUAAGAGUGGGAUCCUUAUCAUGUUUGCUUGGAAAUGAGUUCUGUUGAAGUUAGUAGGGCUUAUUCCCAAAUUAGUAGGGGUUAGGUCUAUAGAUGAAGUAGUCCUAGCAUUUUUUCAAUUUUUUCAUGGAAACGUCUUGAGUCUGAGUCUUGACAAGAUUGCAUCUGUAAAUACUUCUAAGCAACUAGAAUGAUUUAAAUAUCUUCUUGUGAACCAGCCUGAGAUCUUUUGAUAAAGGGCAGUAUAUAAACAACAGCAACAACAUUUUGCACUUAAGCUUUGUGUUCAUUAAGUUCAAAGAACAUCAUUGUGUGGUAGACAUAUGCUCCAUAAUAGUGAUGGGCUCAUUUGAGAUGACUUCUAAAUACAGUCAUACCUCUGUUUAUGAACUUAAUUCGUUCCGGAAGUCCUUUCUUAAACUGAAACUGUUCUUAAACCGAGGCGCGCUUUCCCUAUGAGGCCUCCUGCCACCGGUGCCUUUCCACCAUUCGGAUUCCAUUCUUAGACCGAGGUAAAGUUUGCAAACCGGAACACUACUUCCGGUUUUGCGGAGUUUGUAAACCGAAUAGUUCAUAAACAGGGGUGUUCUUAAACCAAGGUACCACUGUAUUCUAAAGCUCCCAGGUUCAGCAGCUGCAUUGGGAUAUCUCUCUCCUUAGCUGAGAUAAACAAUAUAAUCAGAAGAUGGCCAUACCCAUGUUCUCCUUAUCCACUGGGGAUAGGUGUGUGCAGCAGUGCCUAGGAACUGGGUGUAUUUAAGUCUUGGUCUACUGCCAGACCUGUACCUGAUUUAUGGUAGAUCAGCUACUGAGAUUAUUGCAAAUAAUACUGGACUAGUGAAUUUUUGCCUACCAACUAAGACUAUGUUCAUACUUGGAACACUUAGCACAGAUCAUAGCCUUGAUGCGAGUUCCUAUGUAUGCAUGCUUGCUUUGUACAUUUUUAUACUUCUUGAUGGAUCAUGGGGGUUCUUAGGCGGUGCUGGAGGGAAGCAGACCACAUAAGGUUGAAAUCAACCCAUACUGUCCUCUUGGGGGGCAGUUAGCAAAUAAAUAAAAACAAAACAAAGCUUUGUGAAUAGGGAUAGUUUAAGCAAGUGCUGAACCAUCACCCAAAAGACAAUAUGUGUGUUCUUGUGCUUGAGUGCUGCCAAAGGGCGUGCUUGCCCUGAAAACUUCAUAAUUCAAAAACAAACACUAAAUGCACAAAAUAUGGCCAAGAGGUUGAUGCAUCAUUUCUUUAAUAUCAGUCCUUGACUGCCUUGCAUUGCUUGUUUUCAGGACUACAGGGCACAUCUGCUAUGUUGUUGACUUUGAAUGAACGAAUUAUGGAAUUAGAAUGGCGAGGCAAAAGGGCGAUGUUGGUAGAGUGCUUGCUUGGUAGCUGCUUGCUCGGUGCUAGGGCUGGGGAACCUGUGACCCUCCAGAUGUUGCUGCAUGACAACUGCAACAUCUGGCGGACUGCAGGUUGGCCACCCUUCAGAUACAAUGACUUCCUUUAAAGGUAGUAUUUAGAUCUACAACAUAAACAAAUAUUUUAUCCAAACCUUUCAGGUAAAUUGGAAGCUAGCUUUAACUUGGCACAUGUGGUGGAAUUUGUUAAAAGCAUUGGAUGAUAUAUCUUUAAGCAGAACUUUUUUGUUCUUACUGGCAAUGCAAAUCGCAGAAAGGGAACCUGGUUGAAUGUAUAGCAGAUCCUAUGGAAAAUUUUACUGUUCCUCUUCCUAUAAACUGAACUAAGGUUGAUAAAAUAUUUAAAACUAGAGAGUUGCUUCUUUUUCACCCACUAAAAGAGUGAUGCCAUAUUACAACUUAAACAGGGAUAAAAUAAGCCAGGUAUGUGUUGAAUACUGGGAAUCAUACCCUCUUGCCAAAUCAUAGAAGUCACUGUUGGAAGUCGAGGUUCCUAGAUGACAAAAGAACUGGAUAUCUUUCCAGCCCAAUUUAAAGGAGUGUCAAUUUCUUAUGUAGAAGUAAUGUCCUUUUGCAUUUAAAAAGUAAAUAAUUUAAAUUAAUUUAAUAGUUCAGCCUGUUAAAGAAAAGUACCAUUCAGUGGAAGGGGUGGGGGAAGGAUUGGUUCUUUGAAUUGAAAUUGUGUACCUUACUGCUUGGUUGGGAUCUAACACAUCUCUAGACUUAACUGGGUGAAAUCUAUUAAAUAUGUAUUCUUGCAAACUUGUUCUUGCGUGAAAUAAAAGAGCUUUGUCGGCUUCAGUAUUAAACUUCAAUAGUUUGUGUUUCUGUCACUUGGACUGUAGGCAAGUGAUGAUAGGGAUCUUUAUUCUGUGAUGAUUGCAACUGAUAAGCACCUAAAAAAAUACAGGGUUGAACAUAAGUCAUACCGCAGACCCAUUAAAAGAAUGACUAACUUAGGUCUGCUCAUUUCAGUGACUCUACCCUGAGUAAAACUUGGGUGCAUACAAUCCACUGUGCUUCACCUUGGUAUUGGGGAUCUAUUGCCUACAACUCCCAUGAUCCCUAGCUAGCAGGACCAGUGGUCAGGGAUGAUGGGAAUUGUUGUCUCAAAACAUCCGGAGGGCCAAGUUUAAGGAAGCCUGGCCAAGAGUAAAGUUCCCUAUCCUUCCAAGGUAAGUAUAAAAUAUUGAAGGGUAAUAACUUGCCAGGCUAAGAGCUCAGUUAUAUAUGGGUAGUCUGGUAGUAAGGAUUUCAGUUACCAUAUUUUUUGCUCUAUAAGACUCACUUUUUCCCCUCCAAAAAAGUAAGGGGAAAUGUGUGUGCGUCUUAUGGAGUGAAUACAGGCUGCGCAGCUAUCCCAGAAGCCAGAACAGCAAGAGGGAUCGCUGCGCAGUGAUCCCGCUUGCUGUUCUGGCUUCUGAGAUUCAGAAUAUUAUUUUUUCUUGUUUUCCUCCUCCAAAAACUAGGUGCGUCUUGUGGUCUGGUGCGUCUUAUAGAGCGAAAAAUAAGGUAAAUAUAAAAAUGGCUAAUAGGAAAGACUUGACUAAUGUUAUCAGAACUUGAACAACAUAUUAACCACCUGCAUUAUUAUUAUUCAAUUAAUAAUAAGGUCAGGGAUGUUUGUGUGGCAUGUGAAGCUUGAGUAGGGAAGGAAGCUGAUUCUCUUUAAUUUACCGUAUUUUUCGCUCUAUAAGACGCACUUUCCCCCUCCUAAAAAGUAAGGGGAAAUGUGUGUGCGUCUUAUGGAGCGAAUGCAGGCUCCAUGGCUUCAGCGAAAGCAACGCGAAGCCUCCAGAGUGCUUUCGCUGAAGCCAGGAGAGCAAGAGGAGUCAGAGCUCCCGCUGCGCUCCUGAGGCUUCGUGUUGCUUUCGCUGAAGCCAGGAGAGCAAUAUCCCUCUUGCUCUUCUGGCUUCGCUUCACUGGAGAGGCGCUGCACAGCUUUCCCUCUCUGCGCAGGAAGGGGCUCCGUUUCUCCUGCCACUUCGCUGAAGGGGCGCUGCGCAGAGAGGGAGAGAAUAUUUUUUUUCUUGUUCUCCCACUCUAAAACUAGGUGCGUCUUAUGGUUGGGUGCGUUCUAUAGAGCGAAAAAUACGGUAAAUGACUAAAGGCUGCAGUCUUUUACAAGCUUACAUGUGGGUAAGUUUCAUUGAAUUCAACGGGGCUUGUGUCUGAGUGUGCAUGUUUAGGAUUUCACUGUAAAAGUAAGAUAGUGUGUGGGGGCUGGGAAUAUAUUACAACUUUUUUAAAAAAAAGUACUUUCAGCUGGGCAUUAUCAUUCAAAGUGCCUGCCUGAGCAACUUCAAGGGAGCUAAGAUAGCCUAAAUGCUUCCAUACUGGGACUAAAUGUUUUGAGAGUUGGAUUCCUAGAUCUUUCAAUUCUAGGAGAAAGGCUGGUCAUUGCUUGAUGUAGGCUCUUAUCCAGUCAUCGGCCAAACUGGAUCAUUACUUGUUUUCUGGACAGAUGUAAUAAUAGCAUGACUCAUGAACGGUGGUCUAAUGAGGGUGAAGUCUGGCUUCUUUGUGAUUGCAACCUCCUUUAUCUGAACUCCAAAUAUUUAAGAUUGCUGAAGUAAUCUUCAAUUGCUAAGCAAAAACUUGGGAUUUAGCAAACUUGGGGUGCAUUUUUAAAAACACAAGCUAAUACCAGUCUAUGAAUAUCAGCAUACUGAUUUUAAAAUAGGUAAGAGAAAGCAGAGCUGUAUCUGCUCUCCUAACCUUUUCUGAAUAUCCUUGGUAGUAGUUGACUGGCUACUGUGGAACCCUGUGUUAGUUUUUGGCAUUUGGGGAAUUGCCCAACUCGAUGUUUGUAGGAUUAGCAUUGAGAAGCCUGGCAUCGAAAAUGCUGUGACAAGCCUUUGGAGAGGAGAGGUAUUUCUCUGCUUUAAAUGCCCCUGGAUAUCUUACGCACGACGGAACAUGCUGCAGUUGUGGAUGGAAAUAGAAGUGAUGAGGGAAGUAAUGACGUGGCUCUUGUAGAAGCAAGAUACCUCCUCCUGCUGUGUCACAAGUAGCAAUGACACUGUAGACUUGCUGCUGCAGGUUUCAGCUGUCUGUGUAACACACAAAUGCCUCCAGAAAUCUCUUGGGCAAUAAAAUAAAAACCGUCCUGUCUGCCUGUAUGCACCCUUGGUGAUUAUAGUGACAUCUUUGCUUCAAAGAGGGGGAAGUUGCCGCUUCUCUUGGCUUCCCCGAGUAGCUUGCCACAUGCAACCCUGGUGAGGGUCUUUUCCCCCAACCUGGAGCUUGUGAUAUUCAGUUUUUGUAUCUGCUACUUACCAGACAAUUAAUACUUGGGUCACUAUUGACUUCAUGGUGAGACAUAUACAGAUUGACUAGCGUAUCUAAGAAGAUACCGUGGUACCUCAGGUUAAGUACUUAAUUCGUUCUGGAGGUCCGUUCUUAACCUGAAGCACCACUUUAGCUGAUGGGGCCUCCUGCUGCCGCUGCACCGCCGGAGCACAAUUUCUGUUCUCCUCCUGAAGCAAAGUUCUUAACCCGAGGUACUAUUUCUGGGUUAGCGGAGUCUGUAACCUGAAGCAUCUGUAACCUGAGGUACCACUGUACUGGUUUUGUUAUGAUGUAACACUAAACCAUGACUUUGUGUUACAGGGAUAAGCCUCAGAAGCCUUAUAAAAUCUUAAUAGUUGGAAGGUACCCAAGGUCAUCUAGUCCAACCCCCUGCAAUGCAGGAAUCUCAGCUAAAGCAUCCAUGACAGAUGGCCGACCAACCUCUGUUUAAAAACCUCCAAGGAAGUAGAGUCCACCACUUUUUGUGGGAGUCUGUUCCACUGCUGAACAGCUCUUAAUGUCAGAAAGUUUUUCCGAAUGUUUAGUCAGAAUCUCCUUUCUUGUAACAUGAAGCUAUUGGCUUGAGUCCUACCCUCCAGAGCAGGAGAAAACAAGCAUGCUUACUUUUCCAUGUGACAGCCCUUAAGAUAUUUGAAGAUGGCUAUCAUAUCUCCUCUCUUUUCCAGGCUAAACAUAACCAGCUCCUUCAAGGGUUCCUCAUAAGGCUUAGUUUCCAGACCCUUGAUGAUCUUGGUUGCCCUACUCUGCAUAUGUUUCAGCUUGUCAACAUCCUUCUUAAAUUAUGGUGCCCAGAAUUGGACACACUGCUCCAAGUGGUCUGAUCAAGGCAGAAUAGAGUAAUACUGUUACUUCCCUUGAUCUGGACACUAUACUUCUGGAAUAGCGUUAGCUUUUUUUUGCUGCUGCAUCACACUGUUGACUCAUGUUAAGCUUGUGGUCCACCAAGACCCCUAGAUCCUUUUCACAUGUACUUCUAGUAAGCCAGGUGUCCCCCAUCCUAUAUUUGUGCAUCUGGUUUUUCCUUAUAUUUGUCCCUAUUGAAAUUCAUUUUGUUAGUUUGGGCCGAGUUCUCCAAUCUGUUACAGUCAUUUUGAAUUCUGAUUCUGCCUUCUGUGGCCUUCACAUUUCUCCUUCCAACCCCUUCUCUGGCACAACCAUGAGAAGGGAUAUGAAAGCUUUUGCUUACAUUUUCAAACUAACCACAGCUUGCUGUGCCAUCCAAACCUGGACAAGCUAUAGUUAUGCUAACUAUAGUUAACGGAAACAAGCCAACAUCAAGGCAUUGUCUGUGGAGCUAGAUUGUUUCCACUAAUUGUGGUUGAAGUUUAGGGUUCAGAUGUAACACUGGUUGGCGUCUGUCUGUCUUGGGAGACAAUGGAGGAAUGCACCUUUUGGGGGUGAGGUUAAGCUGCUGGAAGGUUGCAGCGCCCGCUGUGGCUGUAGAGACUGAUGCAGGAGAGACAUGUUUUAUUGCAGCUAGAGUAGAUGGUGUCCAGCUGUGCUGCUGCAGAUGCACCAUGAUAUUUCUUCUUUCUGCACUCCUUCCAGCUGUCAUUCCCCCUCUGGUCACUGCUAUGCGUACAUGACCUGACUGCCUGUCACCAGGCACUACAGUCAUCUGCAAGGGAUUCUCACAUGGCAGGGUCUGGAAAACAAGCCUUAUGAGGGAGUUUAGCCUGAAUGAGAAGAGUCUGAGAGGAGAUAGGCUAGCCAUCUUCCAAUAUCUCAAGGGCUUUCACAUAGAAGAUGGAGCAAGCUUGUUUUCUCCUGCCGCAGAGGAGGGUAGGAUCCAAUGGAUUCAAGUUACAAAUAAUGAGAUUUUGACUAAACAGGAAGAACUUUCUGAUGGUAAGAGCUGUUUGACAGUGGAACAGACUCGCACAAGAGGUGAUAGACUCUCCUUCCUUAGGAGAUUUUUAAGCAGAGGUUUGAUUGAUGUUUUGUUGAGAUUCCAGCUUUGCAAGUGUUGCGACUAGAUGACCCCUGGGAUACCUUCCAGCUGUACAAUUCUAUGCUGCUGUGAAAAAAAAACAAGUGAAAGUUCAGGCUUCCAAGAGUGACAAGACCAUAGUGAAAGGUUGUGCAGCUUAUUGUAGGAGACCCUUGUCUAAUUGGCCACUUCUGAUGGGGAUUGAUGACUCUAGUGCAAGAUGUUUAUGUGGUGUAGCUUUUCAUGAAUGCUGAAAUCAAGCACUGGUGUGUUAAUGCCUCCGUCAGUCAGCUGACCUGGCUCCUCAACCUCGCUCCUGGCUUUGUAAGCAACAUGUGUUAAUCAGCAGCCAUGCUUUUUGUGCUUGCUUUAGUUUAAAAUCUCCUGUCAGCGGGGCAUGGUCACUCUGACAGGCUAUCAGUGAGCAGAAAGAGCCGCAUUAAAAUUGAAAUAAUGUUACGACUGUGAAUGCAAUAAUCCUGCUUGCCUUUUUAUAAAUGAAGGCAUCCAGGUUCUAAAGAACCAAGUGCAUGUUUGAAUAUCACUCCCACAUCUGAAAAGACAGGGACAUGAAAUAGCACCACAACAUCUCUAUAGGUCUCCAAACAGAUCACUGUGUCAGAAUUCGAGGUGUUGUAGGUGUAGGUGUAGGUGUAGGUGUAGGUGAUCAGGGUCCUGCUAGACCCGGAGAGGCCCAGCAUUAAAUGCCCAUUCUGCCAUGAGGCUUGCUGGCUAAACUUGGGCCAGCCACUGCCUUAUCUUACUUCACAGGGUGGUUAUGAGAAUAAAAUGGGGGAGGGGAGGACAUUGCAAAGCCAUGUCGACACCAGUGUGUGCGCAUCAUUGAACACUCCUGCAUUGUGCCGGGGAAUCCAGUUGAGUAAAAUGGCUUCUUGAUCCUUACCCUCAAGUCCUACUUGGGACAGUGUUGCAGAGACCUUUAUGUAAGAAAUUACAAUCUUUAAAAAAACAGAUGUCGCUGUUUAUACUUCACAACUUUUUUGCACUACAACUUGCUUUUCCACUCCCAGAGUGAACACUUGGCGCCAACUGCUAGUAGCCUUGGGACUACAGAGCUGGAGGGAAGUAUUAUUUGCAGUGUUAGAAACUGGGAUAGAAAAGCUAGGAGCCAAAUGGCUUCUGGGACCUGGGUUGGGGGUGCCAAAACAGAAGGUCUAGUCGCCAUGGUGGGUGGGGAGCAGCAACACUUUUAUUAUUUUUAUAAGCAUGAACUAAUAUGCAAUUCAUAUAAGAGACAUAUUAUUAAUAUCACAUUUUAUCAGAAAUUGUUAAUACAUGUUUAAUUUGGUGUUUACAAUAAAAAUAUUGGUACCAUACUUCAGUUUUCAAAACACUGUACUCUUUAUGGUUAAACUCCAUAACAUAUUGUCUAUCUUUAGCAUAUACUUCGAGGCUUCAAAGCACGUACAUUUCAGUAAUCUUUGGGUGUUAGCUAGCUGCAAAAAAUAGCACCUAGACUUUUUGAGGUACUCACAAAUGGAGAAUCUUUAGGGGCAAAAUGUGUCUGGCGCCCUGCUAAUUUCGAACUCUGAUUAUUUGGCCACAUGCAUCUGCCAGGAGUCUAUUACUGCUGGACUGUUUGGGAUUAGGGUGUGGUGGUGUUGCAAUCUGCUAUAUAUGGUGCUCUGAGAGUAGUGGAAGUCACUCAUUAAAGCAACAUUUCUUCUUUUGGAUACUUCAUUACAUGCUUGUUGUUGCAUAAUUUAAUAUUGCAACAGCAUUAAUCUUUGUUCUGAUACUAGCAAUAGUCGGUGUGGAAAACUGGAAUGUUCCAAAUGUAGUGGGAAGCUAUGGAUGUAUGUUUCUAGAACUGUGAAAAGAUUUUUUACCUCCCAAGUUUAGAUCAUGUGUUUGGUUUUUGUCCAGUUUUACAAUGAAUUUUUAUUGUGUUAUUCUCUAUGGUUUGUUUUUAUGCAUACUACUUAGAAAUGCUUAGGUUUAAGCAGUGUAUAAAUGCCAUACAUAUGUAUUUACUUACACUUACACACACACACACACACACACACUACAGUAGCCUAACAAUAGGACAACUUUCAGAAACUUGUUCUACUGGAUGAGACUUUAGGUGCAACAUCUGUCCAGGGGUUAUCACUCUAGAUCAGCCUUUCUUAACCUUGGGUCCCCAGAUGUUUUGAGACUACAAUUCCCAUCAUCCCUAACCACUGGUCCUGUAAGCUAGGGAUCAUGGGAGUUGUAGGCCAAAAACAUCUGGGGACCCAAGGUUGAGAACCACUGCUCUAGAUGGUGGUUCCCCGGACUACCCUAAACUAACUUGAGGGUUAAGCAAAAUGUGUGUACUAACUGCUUUCAGUUUGAGCACAGCAAACUAUGAUCUGACAAGUACCAUAUUCUUUACAUGGACUGAUAGUUAGGUAUGCAUUUGCAUGGUUUUAGUGAAUAAUAUAUAGGGAUACUAUGGUUCUGUAGUGUAGUGACAAUUCUUGGAAGACCUUUUUAUGCUGACUGGCCAACACAGCUGAUUGAAGCUAUUUUGAUUGGCCAGUCAUUUUAAUGAUUGUUUUGCACUGUUUAUUGAUUUAAUGUGUUUCUUACGCUGCCAGUGUUAAAAUCUCUGUUGAGCCCCUGGUGGUCUUGGGAAAGUUGUCAGUCUUUUUGCUUGAGUCAUUUCACAAGAAAACUUUCUGCCACCCAGAUCUCCCUGGAAGAAGGGUGCAGUAUGGUGCACGUAGAAGUUUACAAUUAUGGCUUGUAAGCACUGUAAAUCUUGGGUCGAGUAGGUACAUGCAUAUGAGAAAAGAAUAAGCAUUUCUCAUGUAAGAUUCAGAGACUAAAAUUUCUCACGAUCUUAAAAUUGUAGGUCUGUCAGUGUAUGCUGAACUUGUGCUAAAUAAAUGUUAAUGUUUCUGCAAGUUGUCUGGCAUACAGAUUUGGUGAUGCUGUGGAGAGAGCUGAGCAUUAAAGAAGCAGCACCACACGUGUUGUAGGGUUAUAGUUACUUGUUAAAUGGCUAUCAUAGCUGAAAGACUGCUUGGGUAAUGAAAGAUGUCUAGCAAGCAGGGUGCAAUAACUUGCUUUUCAAAGCAAUCCUAACUUUGAUUCUGCAGAACAUACUGAAGCUAAUAUUUUGGCGACUGGCUCUAGACAAACCAAUAAUAUAAUUCCUGUGUUGAUAUAUUUUGUUUAGUAAAUUUAUCUCCCACCCUGCUUGCAUCAUGGCAUGCAAGGUGUCAUACAUUGCAUUCCCAGGCAGUUUCCUACCUGGGCACUUUGGAAACAGAAAUUUACUUAGCUUCAGCAAAAUGGCUGCUUCGUGUACCGUCGGGCAGUGACCUACUGUGGUGGCCUUGGUCAAUAACUUCCAUCUGAAUUGGACAGAAGCACUAUAACCAUUCAUUCUUCUGGACCUCUCAGGGAUGCUUGAUAUAGUGAGGUCAUCAGAUCCUUUUGGAUAACUUGAUAGACAUGGGAACUGAGGGCACUACUUGCCAUUGGUUCCGCCCUACCUGAUGGAGGUGCUGCAAAGUUUUAUCAUAUGCUUGCAACACCUGUACACAUCUAUGGGAAAAGAUGUCUAAGCAUGUGAUGUCAUUGUUAUGUUGAUGUUGCCCAUCUUCCAUUUUCAUCAAAUCCAGAAACAGUGGGCUCAGUUUUUGAAAAGAUGCUAGCCUUCAUUCAGCCCACAUCCAUGCACAAGCAAGUUCAAGGUUAAGAGUUUAAAUUGCUAACCUUGGGUUUCUUAGUCAGAUGUUUGCCUGCCCUGGGGUUGCCCUCUCCCUCCUAAAGGACAAGGUGCAUAGCCUGGAAGUUCUCUUAAACACUGGCUUUUCUGCUUGGUUUUUAAAUGGUGGUGACAAUCUAUUAUACCAUUCAUCAGCACUGAUAGAGUUCAUUUGGAACAAGGGUUUGGUGCCUGUCCUCUGUGCUUUGGUAACUAUGGGGCAGCCUUCUGAACACGAGGGCACCUCCCAUAUGUACGUCCUCAGUACUUGAAAGAGAUGCUGGAAGUGAGGGCAUAGGGCCUCACCUUUUUCAUGGAGGAGUUCUUGCUCUGUAAUGUUCCACCUAUUGCUGCUUUUUGACAGAUAAUCACAGUACAGUAUUUUAGGGAGGCAUUUUAGAUGCAUAAGGAUGAUUCUCUUCUCUGCUACUCUUAUGCAACCUGCUAACUUUGACAUCAUGGUACACUCGUAUAACUUGUUCUUCUGCUUUGCUCUGUCGGCAGUUUCCAGUGCUUUACAUGCAUAUUCUGGCAGCAUUUAUUUGCACAUCUUUUGCACAUUUUAACAAUUACAAUGGAUCUAAAAGUUAUUUUAUGCUGUAAUAAAAAUAAAUAAAUAAAUAAUACCCUGCUCAUCUGGCUGGACUUCCCCAGUCACUCUGGGCGGCUUCCAAAUAAAUAUUAAAAUACAGUAAUCCAUCAAACAUUAAAAGCUUCCCUAAGCAGGGCUGCCUUCAGAUGUCUUCUAAAAGUCUGGUAGUUGUUGUUCUCUUUGACAUCUGGUGGGAGGGCGUUCCACAGGGUGGGUGCCACCACCAAGAAGGCCCUCUGCUUGGUUCCCUGUAACUUGGCUUCUCGCAGUGAGGGAACCGCCAGAAGGCCCUCGGUGCUGGACCUCAGUGUCCAGAUAGAAAGAUGGGGGUGGAGACGCUCCUUCAGGUAUACUGAACCAAGGCCAUUUAGGGCUUUAAAGCUCAGCACCAACACUGUUAAUGACCUCAGUUCCAAAUGUUUCAUUGCAAAAUUAUUUGGAGUUGAGCAAGUCCAUCGCACAUGGAAAUGACUGUAUUCCUUCUGAUACUUCCAAAACUGGUAUGUUUUGUUUAACAUACUUUGGAAUAGUAAUCUGCUUUGUCAUGAGCUUGAAAGGGUGUAUCCAACACUUGCUCUGCUAGCGCAGCAGACUUCUGCUUGCUCAGUGGAGCUUUCCUCUCUCCUUUCUCCUGCAACCCCUCAGAAUCUGCUCCAGAGGGUUGGAAGAAGAGGGGAGAAGAAGAGAGAAUCUCACUGGGCAAUUGGAACUUGAUGUGUGUGGCAUUGGAUAUAUCCCAAAGUACAGUCAAUCCUACUUUUGUAGAUAAAAAUAUUCCCAUUUUGCCAUAUAAAGUCCAAUAUGCCAAAGUAGACUGAUCUACCAGCAUUCUGUCCCCAGCUAGUCAAUGUAAUUAACUUGUUUCAUUUUGCAAUACAAAUGAAGUUGGCUCUUGUAUAUUCUGGGAAUUAAUCAUUUUGCACUGAUAUAUAUAAAACUAGGAAUCUCAAGUGAAUACCUUCAUUUUAAAUUCCUGAUGUAUCAUUUUAGAAACUUAAACCAUAGAAGUACUUGGCUUGUCCAUCUUUGAUUUAAACUUGAUAGACUCAUAUCUGUUUUACUGUAGAAUUUGGGAGGAGCUGGAUCACUAUUAAAUCUGAGGUUUUAUAUACAGUAAUAGGAAACUUACUUGGGCUAACCUCAUUCUUAAUAAGCAUUUAGUGUUCUGCACUCAGGACUGCACCAUAAUUCUGUAAACGUAUAGAAGUGUAGGAUUCUCAGUUUUUAAUACUCAGAAAAUUAGUAUCAUAGAUAAUUUUUACCGCAUAAAAUUUUGCAGUAGUAAGUUAACUGGUAGGUGAACAAAAAGUUUACAAAAUCAUUGUAGUAGUGUGUGUAUCUUUAGCCUUACUUAACCUUAAUUUCGUGGUCAUAUAAAAUAGGAUCACACUAAAUAACAAAGCUGUGUAAGGAGCACUGAAUCUAAUGAGUGUUGUUUCAGGUUACCUCCUGGCUGUAAUCUUCCUUUGAAGCAUCAGUUUUAAAAUGCGUUCAUGAGUAUAUUUUCCAGUAACUCGGAGAUUAUAGGUCUCUAGCUGCCUGCUUCUAAACGGUCAGGUGAUUCCCUAGUCACGAGUAGGAUUACAGACUCAUGAUCACUUUGACUUUUAUUUCGUUCGGUUAAACUGAGGAAGUGGUAACGCUGUAAACUAAGAGCACAAAGGAGAAGCUAGCAAAGUAGAAUAGGGAAUGGAAAGAAAUGCCCAGUGUUCCCCCCCUCCAUGGCAGAAUAGAGACUGAUAAGUGUAAAAUUUGGGCAUCUUAAUUCUUGCCAGUCCUGUUCUUAUAAUUGUUUCCAGGCCUUAGCAUUAGUUCUUACCUGUAGGAUUGCUUUAUUUGGUGACACUAUAUAUAAGUUGAAGUAGGAUCACAUUGGACUUCACUGCUUUGCCUGCCAACUUUAAGCUUUUUCCACUCCUGUAGUACAGGAGGUUUCUGGUUAAUGGAUCACCUGUUUAAAGGGUCACCUGAGCUGAGCACAUUUUGCAAGUGCACUGCCAAGUGGGUUGUAGUCGGGAAAGAAAUACAGUGGUACCUCAGGUUACAUACACUUCAGGUUACAUAUGCUUCAGGUUACAGACUCCGCUAACCCAGAAAUAGUGCUUCAGGUUAAGAACUUUGCUUCAGGAUGAGAACAGAAAUCGUGCUCCAGCAGUGCAGCAGCAGCAGAAGGCCCCAUUAGCUAAAGUGGUGCUUCAGGUUAAGAACAGUUUCAGGUUAAGAACGGACCUCCAGAACGAAUUAAGUACUUAACCCGAGGUACCACUGUACAUUGGUACCUCGGGUUACAAACACUUUGGGUUACAAACUCCACUAACCCGGAAGUAGUACCUUGGGUUACAAACUUUGCCCCAGGAUGAGAAUGGAAAUUGCGUGCCGGUGGCUGCGGGAGGCCCCAUUAGCGAAAGUGCGCCUCAGGUUAAGAAUGGAUUUGGGUUAAGAAUGGACCUGCGGAACAAAUUAAGUUCGUAACCCGAGGUACCACUGUAAUUCUGUCUCACGCGCACGCACGCGCGCGCACACACACACACACACUUUAGAGCAGGAGUAGGCAAUGUUGUGCCCUCCAGAUGUUGUAGGCUACAGUUCCAUACAACAUGAGCUAUGGUAAGGGAUUAGAAUUGUAGUGUAGUCUACAACAUAUAGAGGGCAAUACCUACCCCUAGUUUAGAGCUUGACAGUGAAGAUAACAUAACAUUUCUGGCUUUUCUUGUGAAAGCUACUGGCUAAAGCUUAUACAACAAUAUACUGCCAGCUGAUCAAAAGGUCACUAGUGUGAGCAGAAGAUACUUCCAUUUGCAUGAUAGGGAGGAGUAUAAUUUCCAUCAGUAGUCCUCCUUGCAGCAUCACACACUGUUCUUGAGGGUGGCCCUCAGUAGUCUUCAUGUGGUGCUCAUGUUCAUUUGUGACAUGGAUCACUUGAAGUCUAUCUUCUGCUUUUCACCUUGGAUAUUUAUCCCCCCCCCCCAUGUGAUAGUUUAGGACAAUGCAGUUUCACUUGUGGCAGGUGUUUAGCUAAGCGGUUUGACUGCAGAACAGGCACCUACCUAACAUUUGUCUUUCUGUGGUUGUGCUUAAUAAUAUUGGCUUUGAAACUGAAGAAACCUGCAAUGCGUCUUUGUGUUUCGUAGAUCUGAUGUUCUCCUUUCCUAGUGAUGGUAUACUAAGAUACACUUGAAGAAAACAAUCUAUGUGCGUCUCUCUCCAAGUGUUGUCACUUGGAUUGAAUUAAAACAAGGUAUUUAUCCAUAGCCAGUCACACAAGAGCAGAGGGUUGUUAAAACAUUUAUCAAUUAAAAACAAUUAAACAGUACUUGCUUGUAGUUCAGCAAAUUGAUAGAAUCAAUGCAAACUCUUUGUGUGGAUCUACUUUGCUUUUUUAAGGUACAGGGACAUGUUCAAUGCAUUGUGAUCACAGUAUAAUCUUCACUACUUUGAUGUGUUUGUAAAAACAGCAAGCUGUGUUUCAGUAAGUAAUAUAAAAUUGGUGGGAAAGCUCUAAAACAGCACAGUGCAGGACUUCAAGUGUUCAUUGAGUGGUAAGGGCAAAAACUUACAAAUGGCUUUAGCGGUGCUACCGAGGCCUCAUGUGGGAUAAGGCCCAUUGCCUCACUGUAGAAUGGCUUUUAAAUACAUCUGUCUAUAUAGAACAUACAAUCUACAACUGAAGUGAUGAGUGGCAGCUAAUCAUACCAGUCACAAUUUUACAAAAUAAUGUGUUAAGUGUAACAUCAAGACUGGACUUGAAAUGCACUGACUGGAUCAGGCCUUUCCUGUAUAUUAUACCAGACUCAUGGCCAAAGAGCUUGGUGAUAGCCUUGCUUUGUAUUCUUUAGUCUCAAAAGAGCAGGCAACUUGAAGGGAGAAUAAUAUAUACAGGGCUUUGCCUAAGUAGUCUAUUGCAGGUGAGUUUUAUGUGUGUGUUGGGGUUGAGUUAAACACAGCUCAUGGUAUCUGAACCUACUCCAGCAUUGUUGCUCAGCCGUAGUCUGCAGUAAUCCAUCUGCAGCACAGUAAACCUUACCUUGAAAAAAUAUUCCCCAGAUUCUUCAGGCUCAGACACAUCCCAGAGUAGUCUUUCAAGUUUAAUACUUAGAAAUUAUGCAAUUUGAUGCUAGUAUAGCUUCCCAUGAUGUGCAUACGUUGUUCAGGUUCUUCCAGAUACUAUCCUGUCACACCAAGGAGUUGAGAGUACUGUUUUUCUGGUAGAUAACCUGCUUGAAAAAGAUGAGACAUUCUGUCCAAGUUGACUAAUAGUUUCUUAAUGUGAUUGCAGGAACAUUGUUUUUGGGAGUGGCAUGCUUAACUUGCAGGUAGUGCUAAGAAGCUUGAGAACUCUUCCUAUGCUACCUUCAUAAAUCUGGAGGCCCUUUGGGGUCAUUGUAUGUGAUUCAGCAUAUGCUGACUUACUCCUUCCUUCCUCCCCUCUGUUGAUGAUGCUCAUGGCCUCUCAUGUGAUCUUUGUUCACUGACUGUCUCAACUGCAAACUUGUUCAUUCUGAAAAGGAUGUUGGAAAGAAGCAUGAAAUCUUGGUUAGAGCUCUCCUACAUAAUUAAUUUUCUAUGGCACUGCAACCAUGAUUCUUGCAUCAGUGGGAAAACAUGUAGGCACAUGUUUAGCACAGCUAAUUAAGCUGCCUGAGAGAUCCUCUGCUGGACCCUACUAAUGACUGUGCUCUUUCCUCUCUUCAGUCAGGUCAGUUCAGUGAGGAUAUGAUUCCUACAGUGGGCUUCAACAUGCGGAAAGUUACCAAGGGUAAUGUCACAAUAAAGGUAUGUUUUUCUAGUUUAUGAAGGCAAAUACAUUGUUCUGCUAACCACUUCUCAGGAAGCAGAUGAAAGGAGACCAGUUCAAGCCUGGGGGGGGGGCAUAAAACCUUUCCAUUCUCCCACCCAUUCAGUCCCUGACUGCUUCUCGUACCCAUCAUCCUAUUAAUAUUGUCUACUGGGCUCAAACUUUGUAAUAGAGGGCACUGUGUGCAACACUUGAUGCUGUUUCGAGCUUGCAAGUUAUUUACGCUGUUUUAUAUGAAUCCUGGGACGUGGGUGGCGCUGUGGGUUAAACCACAGAGCCUAGGACUUGCUGAUCAGAAGGUUGGCGGUUCGAAUCCCCACGACGGGGUGAGCUGCCGUUGCUCAGUCCCUGCUCCUGCCAACCUAGCAGUUCGAAAGCACGUCAAAGUGCAAGUAGAUAAAUAGGUACCGCUCCAGCGGGAAGGUAAACGGCGUUUCCGUGCGCUGCUCUGGUUCGCCAGAAGCGGCUUAGUCAUGCUGGCCACAUGACCCGGAAGCUGUACUCCGGCUCCCUUGGCCAGUAAAGCGAGAUGAGUGCCGCAACCCCAGAGUCAGCCACGACUGGACCUAAUGGUCAGGGGUCCCUUUACCUUUACCUUAUAUGAAUCCUAGCUUCCUAUAGUCGGCUGUAAGCAAUUGAUAACUUUUAAAAGGCUACCGACACAACUGUGCCAUAGGGCACAAAGCUUGGUUGACACCCUCCCCCCCGAUGCUGCUGUCAUUAUUACAUUAUAAAGCAGGGAUGCAGCACUUGCAGCCCUCCAGAUAAUUGUGUAGGGCUCUCAGCUCCUAUCAGCCUCAGCCACUAUGGCCAGUGGUGGUCAGCAACAUACAGAGGGCCAUAGGUUCCCCAUAUCUAGUAUUGAAGGAUAGCUAUUUUUUAGGAUUAUAUGCGUUUUAGGGUAGUUGGAGGAAAUCAGGCAAUGGGUUACUGCAACUUGGGUGAUUAAGUGUGCAGUCUUACUUCUGUGUUUAACAGGACCUGGCUGCCCUGACAUACAGUUACUGGGAAAGUGUUAAUGGGAACAUGCAGAACCCCCAUCAGUCCAGUUGUUCCUUAAGGUGGGGCCUGCAAGAUGCAUGCUUCAGGGUUCACGGGCAGGUGGGGCAGCUUUUCAGCACAUCAGUGGACAUUUUGGUGGAAAGCAGAGUGGCAAGGUUUGGAGCUCUGCUGUACCUUGUUCAAACUGCCCACAAAGAGAAAGAGCAUUGAAACCGGCUGCUGCUGUUCAUGCUGCAUAGGAGUGCUGAUUGCAUAUGCAGGUAACCCCCUAUUUGCGUGGGGGUUGCGUUCCUGGCUGUCCCAUGCGUUGAUGGAGCCCGCAUAAGCCCGCCCCUUUCUGCCUCCAGGUCCAAAACAAACCUGCGUCGGUGGUUGUGCAUCAAUUGAACACACUCAAAAAGGUCGCUGCCUGUAUCAGGUUUUGUCACUGUAACUGUGAUUAGGGAUUAGUCCUCUAUUUGUGUUACUUGGGUCAUUCGUUCUACAGAUGUAAGCAUCUCCCACAACAAAUUUCAUAUUGCAGUAAAAACAAUAUUAGUGGAAAACCUGCUUUGUUACUCCUCCUGGCUGACAAAAUGCUUUCAGUUUUUUGGUCCACAUAGCUUCCUUUGUGACUUGUAUAACAUCAAGUUCAGUCGUUGCAAUUUUGUAUUCAGCCUCCAGACAUAAUUCUCCAUUUUGUCUCUUAAAAAAGAUCUGGGAUAUAGGAGGACAGCCACGAUUCCGAAGUAUGUGGGAACGCUACUGCAGAGGAGUAAAUGCUAUUGUGUAAGUAUAUACACCUUGUGGUUACUUGGUUGUGGCUGCAUUUGUUGUGUUGUACCUAGUUCUUCAGGUGUGUUACUCUACUGCUAAGUUCUACUCUUUAACUGUUUAGCUAUGUGCUUGCAAACUGUGCAAGCUUGGGUUUUCUUCCAUUUGAACUCUGUUAAAUUUCACUGUCUAAGGAAAUGCAUUAACCGCUUGGUAGCAUUUAUUACUUAUUGCUAUUAUUAUGUAUUACAAUUAGUCAAAAGUGCUUUUCAGAACACUACAAAAGUAUGUCAUUUAAAAAACUGACUGUGUUGUAUAGGUACACAGUACUUCUACAAAAACCUGGGAUCCUAUACCCUAAAAAUGGUGGAUGCUGUUCAAAAUGAAGUUUCUCAAUACCAUGGCUUGUCAAUGAAAGCUUGACAAUUAGUUUAUAUGAGAGCCAGUGUGGUGUAGUGGUUAAGAGCAGUAGACUUGUAAUCUGGGGAACCUGGUUCGUGUCUCCGCUCCUCCACAUGCAGCUGCUGGGUGACCUUGGCCCAGUCACAUUUCUUUGAAGUCUCUCAGCCCCACUCACCUCACAGAGUGUUUGUUGUGGGGGAGGAAGGGAAAGGAGAAUGUUAGCCGCUUUGAGACUCGUUUGGGUAGUGAUAAAGUGGCAUAUCAAAACCAAACUCUUCUUCUUCUUCUUAUAUUUAUUGUAAGCAAUUGAACAAAAACCUUUUAACUGGACUUCCAAAGCAACAUCCAAUGCAUAAAAGUAAAACAUUGAAACCACAACUUAUAUAAAAAAAGCAAAAGCAUGUUCUUAACAUACAGUGCAGAGGAGAAUGUCUAGUCGAGUGAAUGCUCUGAUCCCAAAAGAGUUAUCAAUCUCUCUAGCAAAUAAGACUUGCAUAUCUACUUCCUGUGAUUCCACUUGAUUGUUCUUUAAUCCCUCACAGGGAUUCCCAGCAUGAUACCAGCAAACUGCAAACAUUAGAUCAUACUCUAACACAAUCUAGUUCACACUGCAGCACAGAGUCUCUAAUCUACCUAGUUGCCUACUGCAGCAGCUACUGCUAAGGUUAAUAUCUAUGGCUUUACCAGGUUGCGUAUGUCCUCAGCACUGACCCGUUACCCGGUGAGCUAUUUUAUAACCUCUAGCAAUUUUGCUAGAGUUACUUUGGCUUAGAUAGGAUUGCCUUGCACAAAUGUUUUAUAGUGUAUAAACCCGGUGGUCACUUACUGAACUCCUUUAACAGGUAUAUGGUGGAUGCUGCGGAUCGUGAAAAAAUAGAAGCCUCUAGAAAUGAGCUGCACAAUCUAUUAGACAAACCACAGCUACAAGGAAUCCCUGUAAGUUGUAAACAUCUGGUCCGUCGUCCCAUACAAACUUUUAAGGUUUUAAUUUGUUUUGAAAGGAAUUCUACCUUGUGCCCAAAUCAGUCAAACUCCACUUGUGUUCAGCUUCUGCAGCUCCAUCCGUUCCAUGUUCUUAAGCAUGCUUUUGACCUUCUACUGAAUCAGACCAUUGGUCCAUCUAACUCCUGGUUAUCUAUAAUGACUGGCAGUGGCUCUCCAAAGUUUAGGCAGGAGUCUCUCCCAGCCCUUUUUGGGAGCUCCAUCCCUCUUGUCUUAAUCCUUGUCUGGAAGCUUCCAUAGUAGAACUAAUACACUACAGCAAUAUACCCAAAACAUGAAGACUAUUCAAAUGUUUCCCAGAGUGGAAGCUGUUAAUGUGAAAAGUCUUAAAAAUAACUUGCUAAGAGGGUUGGUUUUGACAAUCUGUGUUCAAAAUGUUUUAGUUAGCGAACGCUGCUAACUGAAGGAGCCCACUAUAUACCUAAACUUACCACAUCUGACUAGGGUGCUAUGGAAGCGAGCCCUCUGGUUUUGCUUCCUGCUUGGUGUGCUCACAUCUGGCUCCUUUACUGCCUCUGCAUGCAGUUUCUGUGCUGCAUCUGAUGGGACGACCAGUGGCACCAGAGCGUGGGGUCCCUUUGAAGUCUCUUCAUAGGUUUGGUUUGAAUUCAAACUACGUCUACAAAUAGAUAAAAGCCUGAGCUUGUUGAGGCUUAACUGCCUAGAACCUGAAACUUUAGUUCUUUCACACUACCGAUUUAUUCCCUCUAUGCUCUGGUUUACACGAAAUUGGGCAAGUAAGUAUCUUGUUUUAAACAGAAUGUAAGCUGCCUUCACAAGAAGACGGGGUACAAAUAAAUACAGUACCUUCUCUUUUCAGGUUCUAGUACUUGGAAACAAAAGAGACCUUCCCAAUGCUUUGGAUGAGAAGCAACUUAUUGAAAAAAUGUAAGUGACUAAGCAAUUAUAUGAUAAGAUGCUCUGUGCUGACUUGCUGUGUUCAAAAUUAAACUUGGUAUGGUAAGAGAGGUGUUGUCUAAGAGACUAGUUUCAUAUUGUAAUGUGAUUCUUAGGAAUAGUGGUAAGAUGACUUACCUUAGAAAUAUUCCUAUUAAUUACAAUUAGGGAUUAUCACUAAUGUGUUCCUGUGCUGCUUCUCUUCCAGGAACCUGGCUGCUAUUCAAGACAGAGAAAUCUGCUGCUACUCCAUUUCCUGCAAAGAAAAGGACAAUAUAGGUGAUUAAAAUGCAUAGGUGCUAACUUCCACUGGGUGCACAAAUUGGAUUCAUAAAGGCUGUUCUUGCAAAACUGCAUGCAUCCUUUCAGACAUUUAGCAGUUCAUGCCAACACAUAUACUAGCAUUUUUAUAAAUUCAGAACUGUGUAAUUAACUGACUGUGAGACUAGAUAGACCAAACAUAUGGUUUCAUAAAAGUGAAACUGGCAGGCCACACUUCUGAGCUAAAGUAUGGGAACUCAGAGUUUAAUCUCUAUAAGGUGUCUUUCAUUGAAUACCCUGACAGUGUGCUGCAAAUGCUUCUGUCUUCCGCUCAGAGCAGUGGAAUUAGUCUAUGGUAGUACCUGGGUAAAUGGAAAACUACGUAUAAAGACAAGGAAAAACAGACUGAUCACAAACAGUUCACUUAAAAUGUGAAUAAGGCUGAGAUCUGUUAAGCAAUAUAGUUUAGUAAAGCCAGCUUGCUUUGGAUAGAUUUGGACCGACGCCAAACCAAAGCCUGCUUCUCUUGAAGCUUCAGGUCCAUUUCAGAGGGUGGUUCUUGGUUUCAGUUUGUAAGUCCUAUUUGAUACAUUUUUGAACCAUCUACAGGCUAUCUCUCCAUAAAAGGGUGGUGGGGGAGAGUGGUGUGCCUUUGUGACUGAUGGCUUCCACUCAUGGAAUGGCUUUUCUGGGUCUCUCCACCCCCUCUUCUUUUGGGAGGGACACUGAAGCAACCUAACUUCUAGCCGUUCAGUAUUCUUAACUAAGUGUUGGUGCUCCUAAUAGUCAACUUGCCAUCACUAAAGGAUUUGGAGUUGACAAUUGGCAUUUUGUGUGACCUAAUACUCUUCUUAUUCCACAUGCCAUCCUUUAGAUUCUAGUUCUUAAAAUUAACUCUUGGUUGUGUUUGUGUCUGCCAUGUGUUACUAGGUUAGUUGCUUUCUGUCCCUCCUGCAAAAUAUAUGGCCCUAAUCAGGACUAGGAAAGUUCAUUUUUUAAAGGAACUACUGUAUUUUUCACCCCAUAGGACGCACUUUUUCCCCUCCAAAAAUGAAGGGGAAAUGUGUGUGCGUCCUAUGGGGCAAAUGCAGGCUUUUGCUGAAGCCUGGAGAGCGAGAGGCAUCGGUGCGCUCCGACUCCUCUCGCUCUCCAGGCUUCAGGAAGGUAUUCGCAAGCCUUGCGCGUCCGGCGGGAGGUCCCACCUGGUGCGUGAGGCUUGGGGUGGCAGCCUGCCGCUUGAAGCACGGGGAGCCCUCCGGAGGGCGCCCCGUGCUUCGGGCAGGUGUGCGCAAGGCUUGGGGCGGCAGCUGCGGCUGGGGGGGGAAUAAUUUUUUUUAUUCAUUCUCCCCCCCCCCAAAAAAAACGAGGUGCGUCCUAUGGGCCGGUGCACCCUAUAGGACGAAAAAUACGGUAAUUCCAGUUCAUGUUCAUCGCUUUACAAAACUGUCUGUUUCAGUUCAAGUUCAUCCAAACUAUCCUUGGCAUUUUUUCCAGCAUUCAGAAGGUUACAAGCUGGUGUGCUGAAGUAUAAAAGUUAUUUAAGAGGAAAACAUCAAAAUAUGCACACACUGAUAGCAAUGUGACUAGCUUUCCCCAACAGUUAUGAUCUUCAAGCCUAAAGGCCCAAAGAAUCUAAAGAGUCAAGAAGCACGUGUAAGAAAAGGAACUUGAAGAUGAACUAGAAUCAGUUCAAAGCUGCACUUCCAAAAAAAUUAAUUCACAUUCAGCCUGGUGAUUAUGGGAACAACUUUCAGGUGUAGUUCAGAGAUUUUUGAACUAAUUCAGUAGACUUCAUUAAACCAAACUAGUUCAUUCCAAGCCACUGGCCCUUGUAGAAUUUCAUUUAGUUUGUUGUUUAUAGGUCUAUAACUGACUGAAUAUAUAGCAGAGACUGUGCCUACAAUGUUCUUCAUGAUUGUGUGACUUAACAGGUGUGUGUAUGUACACAGCAUUUAUAUAGCUAAACUUAUUGCUGUGCAGAGCAUAGUGUACAUGCUCAUUUUUUCUUUUAAGUAUCCACCUCUGUCCUAAUUAGGUUUCCCUUUCUUAAUGUGACUUUGGUGCCAGCUGUUGCCUGCCUAUUAUUUAGCACUUUUUGAAAGGACAGGUAGUAAUAGUUUGCCCCAAAACCUAUCCAAAAAACUUUUGCCAAGAUGCCUUGGGUCCUGGAGCUUGGCAGCCCUAUGAGGUAUUUCUGUAAAUGGAUCAUUAAUGGAACACCUGCCUGCUAUUUUCCUAUGGCCUCCCCACACCCAAAUCUGGAAAAGGAAAUUAUUACUUACAUGUAGACCCUAGUCUAACCUUUUUGAAUAUAUAGCUGUGUAGAUAAGUGUAAUCUCCUUUUUAGAUUGGAUGUUCAACUGCAGGAAGUAGAAUAUCUAAGAUAAAUGACAACUGUUUCUUUUUCUUCUAGAUAUCACACUUCAGUGGCUUAUUCAGCAUUCAAAGUCCAGAAGAAGCUGAAAUAUCACCGAUAACAUCUCCACAGUUGGCCAUAGUCUGAUUUGUCUGCUCCUUCCAUGAUGAAAUGUUAUUCAGGAUAGUCCUCCUGUAUCCAAGGAAUUGCCUUUUUUCACAGUUCAUGCCUCCAUGUGCACUGCUGAAGACUUAUAUUCCUACUUCUGUCAUAAAAAUUGGCUAGAGUUGUCAUGAGUCGCGCAAAUGUUUUUUCUUAGUUCAUCUAAGCAGUGGCAGUGGGUGCUUCUCCCCUCUCAAAGGUUAUCAUUAAAUCAGUGUGUUUCUGCUCUGGUCUUCCUGAGCCAGGUUUUUAUAUUUGAUUGUCAAGAAACUUAUUUAAUUCUUAUAUUUAGUGGCUCGUUGAAGAUGCUGACACAGGGCAGCGCAAGGAUUCUAGCACCACUUUAUUGUGCUUAUAAAGCUUUUCAAACACUGUUUAAAUGGGAUACUAACUUUUCUCUCUCAGAUGCAUGUGAUAUGUAUUGUAAAAUGGUUUGCAAUGGAAAGUGCCAGGCACUAGGUAUUAAAUCACUAAAUUACCUUGAGUUUCUCAAAACUUCCUUCAUUCUAAUGAAUGAAAUGUCCAAUUGUCAACUUUUGUAUCUGUGCAGGUCAUUGCUAAUGACUUUAUAUGCUGAAAUUCUUAAGGGGAAUAGAGUACUUUUGAAAUAAAGCUUUCAAGUGUUUGAACACACAAGCAAGUCAAACGAACCUGGGAACCUCGGACGAGACUGAACAAUGACACCUUGUUCCUCGAAAUGCUUUGCAAAGUCUGCAUGGCACCCUGAUGGUGUCAGACUCCCAGCACAAAAUAAUCGUAUUGUUAUCUGGCUUGUCCUCUUAAUGGAAUAAUUGAGCACAGUUGCACUUGGUGCUAGGAAAUGCCUAGGCUAUUGUGACAACUCUAGAUUUGCCUGCUUUCUCGGUGUGUAAUCAUGUGUAAAAGUCCACAGGCUAAGAAAUGUUGAAUGGUGUCUUGAAGCACAAGAGAAUCAAUGAACUGAUCCUGUUUCUUGGUUAGCUUCUACACAGCAUAGAGGUGUAUGAAUCAAACUGUAACACUACUUUUGUAGCUUUACCUUCUUGGCAAUGUCAAUAUUUAAAGGGACAGACUUGUUAAGGCUGGUUUUCUUCAUACAAUGUCGAUGUAGCCCACUGUAUGCAUACAAAUAUAUGGUACACCUGCUUGUGUUGCCCCCAUUGUUUCGUUGUUUUUUUUAAGCAGCACCUGCAUGUACUUGGAUGUUGCACUUUUCAGAGUCCAUGUUAACACAGGUUUGGUACAUUUAAGGGCACGUUCAUAAUAUGUCUUUCAAGGACAAAAUGGUUUCUCAAAGGACAGAUAUUUCAUACUGGAACCCCCCAAGUACUGCGAUCAGCCAUGGUAUAGUAUGCCUUUGCUAAUCUGCAUGUAUGGCAAAACUCUUCUCGUCUAAUACUGGCAUUCCUGUGUUACUUACUUUCAAAGGCUCUAUGCCAAAAGGCCACAGGCCAUGCCUUUACAGUAUCACAUGGAGUUUGUAAAAGACUCCACAGUGCUAUCAGGUGGUCUGGGGGAAAAGUAACAUGGGAUCAUACAUUAGUCGCAAUAGCCAAAUGUGUGUGCAUUACAGGCAGAAUGUAUGAAGACUCAUUAAAAAGUUACAGCAGCUUUGCAACAGCAAUUGGACCAAGUUGACUUAACACACUAAUGUGCCCCACAACAGCCAGUUUUGCUUUAUACUGCCAUGGCCUUACUGUUCCCAUACAAACUUGCUGCACUGUUGCACAGACACAGCUAUUGCUUCCAUUAGCAAAUUGAGCUUUUUUGCAUUUUUAACUUCAUAUGUGCUUCUAUAAAUCCUGUAUUUUUGGUGCUGUAGAGAUGAGGUCAAUCACUUGCUAUUGUAGUUGACUACAGACUGCUACACUUAACUAGAGAAACUCUGCUUGUGCCUAAAAAUAAGGAAGCUGAACUAGAAUGUGUCAACUUUGCUUCUUCUGAGAAUCAAAUUACUGUUAAAGAAACUGGCCUGUUGCUGAAUUCAGUGUGGGUUCUUUUUUUGCGCAUACUUCACUGCUUUCAGCAUUUCGACAUCAAAAACCACUAUCAACUUUUUAAUCUGUGCAUUAAUCUCGGCAUGUGAAGAACUUCUACAUUUACCAAACUUUGUAAAUAUGUGAAUUUUUUUAUUUAGGUGGAUGGCAUUUUGUUUUACUGCUGUUUAGCUUUAACCAAUAAACUUAUGUUUUCAGGGUUAUGCUGGCAUGUAUGUAACUGGACCUUAAAAGUGUCAAUGUGACCGAGAUAG
Podarcis lilfordi (Lilford's wall lizard) is the source of this 28142-nucleotide messenger RNA. The record is from the annotation of a GenBank genome assembly. NCBI's taxonomy places the organism in Eukaryota, Metazoa, Chordata, Lepidosauria, Squamata, Lacertidae.